AUGAGCAGUUCCGAUCAAGCCAACGGCUCCGCACAGGCAGAAGCAGAAGCUCCCCACAGUCCUCCCCAUGAGGGUUACCAAGGCCUGCCAAUAGGGUCUUACACGGAUCAGAAACUGCGCCAUGCCUCCGCUAAUCACUUGCAUAUGACAAGCCGCCGUUUUUUCAUCGGUCCGAUUCCAGAGGGUUGGAUCCAUGGUCACCGCAAAUCCUGGUACAAAUCGAGACUCCGCUUCAAGAACUAUACCUCACAGACCCUGUCCUUUUCGGUGGACCCAAUUUCAUCUCAUUAUACCCAAAGAUCCCUGGGAACUGAUCACCCGACGGGUCAAGCGGAGCCCUCGUCGGCUCCUGCCGGGGCGAGGGAGGAGGAAGAGGUUGCUCUUACCUUCACACACACCAAUAUUGAUCCCACGGACGAGGACGAAAGCGAAGAACAACUGCAGGAGCCGGACGAGGAACCACCAGGAGAACUCCGCACAUUGACUCACCCCGAGCUAGAGUCGGGAGAAAUAACUAGUAGCACGGACAAUGACGAUGACUACACAUCCGAACAUCAGGAGCAAGAUGAAGAAGACUCGGAUCGGACACCACGGCCAAAUGUCAGGUCGAUUGCUAGUACAUCACAUGGGGUUUACGACAGUGGAGACGCUUCAACAUCGUUCGUUACGGCCAGGGAAGACGCCUCUAGCUUUGCAACCUCUAACGCGUCUACGUCGACUAUCCAUGUAGCUCACUCGCAGCCUAGCCAGCGACCGGUGUCAUCAAAUUCACGAAACUUGAGCGUUGCCGGUCCGAGUCAGCAGAGUACAAUGGUAUCGACCGCUUCUGCGGGAGCCAGUGAAGCAGACUCGACAACACACCUGAUAAAGGCUAGGCCUAAGCCCCAGAAAAGGUUCAAAAGCGAGCGUUCUGGAAUCUCCCGUUUCACACUGGAGCGUCAAGAGCCCCAAAAUGAAGACGAUGCCCUACAUGAAGAUGUUCCACAAAAUGGACAUAUGCCGCGACGAUUUACCCGAAAAAUGGCCAAAUAUAACAUCAACGACAAUGUCAUGGACAAGCAAGAAAGAUUACGAUCUCGAAUUUCUAAGACAGGAGGGACAAUUGUUGCAAAUCGACCCCGCCGUCGCAAGGUACAGGAUGGCGAGAUCAUCAAAGCCGAGAGAAUGCUGGUUCUUGUCGAAGAAACACCAAAAGAGAAGCUACCAAGUGAUUACACGGAGAACGACAGCCUUCGAAUGGAAACACGGACUUUGGAUAAGUGGCGUGAGUUCUUGGUAGUCUGCAGAAAGGGCUCCACUGAGCACGCGCCAUUUUCACUGCAAAUGUAUCGGACACGCGUCAUCCCCGAUAUGUCGAAGCCGAACAGCAAGACCGCCCCCUACUAUGAGGUGCGGUUGAACCGUAAAAACACCAGCGUCAACCUUUACUCAACCUUGGACAAGACCAUCGUGGUCUGGUAUCCCCGGAAGCGUGGAACUAAGAUCUAUAUUAUACGCCCUAAAUCGACUGCACAUGCUGCAGAGUGGUACACAUUCAUUCGGCAGGUUCUUGGUUGGCGACGUCCGACCAAACUUCCCAUCAAUGUCCCCGAUCUAGGGGUAUCUCUUAUUUUUAAAAAUCCCUUUGAACAAUUGGAGGCUCGAAUAGGGAUGAAAAAUGACGAUAGCAGACAUACUACUAUCCUCAGCCGAUCUGCGGGUGAUGAGCGGUUUGCCGCAGCAUGCAUUAUUCGAGGUUGCAUGGAAAUGCUUGAAGGUCGCCCAGAAUGGGCCGAAGUGCUGCAUGCUUGGUCCAAGACAGAGAAGAUGGGACUUGCCUGGAAGCGAUAUGAUCGUUUGGAAUGGAUCUUCGGUGUAAAUGAAGAGAACAUGUAUGGAUCAAUUGCAAUGCAGUCGUCCCACGACCUUGAGCUACGCCCCCGACACCAUUAUUCGACGGCAAUCAAGCAGUCGGGAGAGAAGGAGCAAGAGCCUCCACCAAUCGAGGGUUUCUUGAUUCGACUAACAUCUCAGAAAGGCAUGCACCAAAGGAUGAACAAAAUGUUCUUCAAGAGGUUGUAUUUCUUUACUCAAGAUCAUUACUUGCUAUUCUGCAGGCCAGCAAAGGCAUUUCCUCCAACGCCGCCAAAGUUCGCUCCCACUUGUAUGGAUGAGGAGUCGGAUAUUCCAACUUCUCGCCAAAUUUUGAACGAGAUGCCGAUGUCUUGGGAUAUCAACCCAUACCCUAUCGAAGAUGGUGAGAUCUCUUGGCUCGCCAGCGGAAACGACGAGUAUGUUCAACGACAUGACGAGGAAGCAUACGCCCAGCAACAGAGAAACGUCCACAACAUGAGCCAGGCUGAUGGAUAUAUUGAUUUAUGCCGAGUGACAGGUGUGCGCGUUGUGCAGCGUGGCAGUAGUCCUGCUGAUCCAAAUAUUGGCGAAGGGCCGGCCGUGGAUUUCCAACCCGAACCCGCUGAUUCUCGACAAGAAGAUGGUACUACCAGGGAGUUUGACGAUGGGAAAACCUUUGAAAUGACGCUAGAAAAUGGUCUCGUUAUCCGCUUGCAGGCCUAUGAUUCUUUUACACGCGACGAAUGGAUCAAUCGACUUGACGCUUUGGUCAAAUACUGGAAAAUUCGCCACGCCGACGACGCAGCCGAGCUUCAGGCCGUACGACAGCGGAAUCUCAAGCUUUUGGAGAUUGACGAGGAGAUGGAAUCAGUUGUGGGCCAAUUCGCAAAGAAAUGGGAAGUGAAAAAGGCCGAGGCAUCGCCACAUUUGCACAAUAUGUGUGCUUUGUCGGGUUGUCGAACGAUCAAGAUGUCCGGACAACUUUAUCGCAAACCUCGCCGGCAUACAACUUUUACAAAAUGCCAUGUCCUCCUCACCGCGGGCAAGCUGCUCGUCUUCCGCAGUACGCUGCGGAAAGGGAACGGUGUCGUGGUUCCACAUAUCCAUCAACAGCAUGAAACAACGAUCGACCUGGCAGACUGUUACAUCUAUUCUGGACUUGUCACGGAGAACGAUCUGUUGUAUGCCAACCAAACUUUUGACAAUAAUAACCCGGGCGUGCACGCCCUGCCACGUGCAUAUCUUUCAUCGGAUGUCUUUACCAGCCGGGAUGAGGACACCGCAAUAACAUUUGUUCUCUGGCAGCCCAUCAAGAAAAGCCUGUUUCGAGCCCAGGAAACAGGCGCCCAGGGCAAAGCCAAGCGCUCUCUGAGACAUGUGACGACCCUGGGAAAACACGGUCGAACGAUCGUUUUCAAGGCACGUAGUCGUGUUGAGAAAGACCAGUGGGUUCUGAGCAUUUCAUCUGAGAUCGAUCGACUGCAGGAAGAGAAGCCGGAAGAUAUCCGGAUUGUCUCUUAA
This is a messenger RNA of Penicillium manginii, 3354 nucleotides long. RefSeq names its product sporulation-specific 71 family protein. Lineage: Eukaryota; Fungi; Ascomycota; Eurotiomycetes; Eurotiales; Aspergillaceae. Gene Ontology annotation, biological process: ascospore-type prospore membrane formation; protein localization to prospore membrane. The record is from RefSeq and is a predicted model, not a curated record. The transcript has 3 exons. Gene Ontology annotation, cellular component: prospore membrane. The coding region runs from base 1 to 3354 and encodes 1117 amino acids.